Molecule: messenger RNA, 1050 nt
Organism: Drosophila novamexicana
Lineage: Eukaryota; Metazoa; Arthropoda; Insecta; Diptera; Drosophilidae
Gene: Kaz1-ORFB
Exons: 3
Coding region: 411-752 (113 amino acids)
Molecular function (GO): protein binding; serine-type endopeptidase inhibitor activity
Source: RefSeq, a predicted model, not a curated record
CACAAGAGAUGACAAUUAAUUUAAGGCCCUCAACGAUGCAAUCUACGCGUAUUAUUUCGUCUUGAUCGUGAAGAGCAUAUUAAGCCCUAACUGAAGAUCCGCAAAAGUGCAUAUUUUAUGUGGCACUAAGAAUGACUCACAGCUGUUUUAUGAAUGCAUCUAGUAGAACAUCUGUAACCAGUUCUGCCUUCAAGCGAACUGGGGGCAAUCCCCUCGAUCUAUAUACCCAGACACGCCUAAGCGUGCGGCUUUUGUGACGUUUUGGUACGAACAACGCAGAAUUGACAAUCAAUACCAAAAUAUCUGCCCUGGGCCUUGCUUAUAAACACGCGACGGGUCGUUUGACGCUCUCAGACGCGUUUCAGUUUCAGAGUCAGUCGGACAAAUUCUUGGCUGUCGCACACAAAAAUAUGGAAACUUCCCAUUUAUUCGCUUUGUUUUUGCUGCUCGCCGGGGUAAACGCCUAUCCGCAAUUCCCGAAUUGGAAUGCACCGAAUCCCGACGACCAGCUGCUGAAUACCUUCAUCCGUGGGCAGCCGAUUGGACCUUCCAGCUCCACGACAACGCCUCAGCCAACAACAGCAUCGCCACGCGUCCUGGCCUGCAUCCAAUCCUGUCCAGCGACCAGCGAAUAUAAUCCCAUUUGCGGCAGCGACAACGUUAACUAUUAUAAUGCGGGACGUUUCGACUGUGCGGUUCGCUGUGGUCAAAAUGUUCGUCGUUUACACUUGGGAAUCUGCAGCACAACGUAGAGCCAAGCUGAAUGGGAAUUUCAAUUCUUCCAGUAACUAGUCUGUUCCACAAUCUGCAGUUCAAUGCUUAAUGAAUGACCUUUAAAAAAAAAUAUGUGAAUAAAAACAAGCGUACACUAAUUAGGCGACUGUGCUUGACCAACUGAUACCCUGUACAAAAAAUACAAAAAAUACUUAUGCAUUUAUAUGAAUCACUUAGCCAACAUUUCGAUUAAAUACAGACAGAAAAAUAUCUUCUGUUAAAUCUGUAUUCCAUAUAUGAAAGUCAACUAAGGCAAAUCUUAUUUUAAAUAAAUUU